Messenger RNA from Trypanosoma rangeli, 1536 nucleotides. RefSeq names its product putative ATP-dependent RNA helicase. The record is from RefSeq and is a predicted model, not a curated record. Bases 1 to 1536 code for a protein of 511 amino acids. The transcript has a single exon. Gene Ontology annotation, molecular function: RNA helicase activity; ATP binding; nucleic acid binding. NCBI's taxonomy places the organism in Eukaryota, Euglenozoa, Kinetoplastea, Trypanosomatida, Trypanosomatidae.
AUGAGCGAGUUUGAGCAGCUUGGCAUCCACCAGUGGCUAUCGAAGCAGUGUGCCUACAUGGCGUUGCACCACCCCACACCGAUCCAGAAACUUUGCAUUCCCGCGAUUCUAGCCGGCAAAUGCGUGGUGGGAGGCGCGGCCACUGGAAGCGGUAAGACGGCAUCAUUUGCCCUCCCACUGCUGCAAAUUCUUGCUGAGGACCUGUACGGGGUGUUCGCGCUUGUGUUGACGCCAUCCCGUGAACUUGCAUACCAAAUCUUGGAUCAGUUUGUGGCGCUCGGUGCUCCUUUGCACAUACGCCCCGCCAUCAUUAUUGGUGGUGUGCCGCAUGAGCAACAGCUGGACGCAUUAAAAGCCCGCCCACAUGUCGUUGUUGCCACGCCGGGCCGUCUGAAAUUUACGUUAGACACCUUCCCAGAGGCCCGCAAAGCCUUUUCUCACCUGCGUUUUCUUGUGCUUGACGAGGCGGACAGGCUGACGAGCGGUGACAUUGAAACAGAUGUAGCGGAGAUUGUUAGUCUGCUUCCCCCCGCACGCCCCGAGCGGCGUGUGCUGCUGUUUACCGCCACACUGGAGCAGCGCCUCACGCGUGUGGAAGAAGGUGGGUGGCUGGAACGUCUUGGAAUGUCGGAUGCCGCUCAACAGCUCGAAGUGUUCGCCAUCAACACAGUGACCACUGCCACAGAUGGUUGCGGGGCUACAGCUGGGUCGUAUGCUGUUGCCGACUCGUUGCAGCAGCGAUACCUCUUUAUCCCCAAUAUGGUGAAGCUAGCUUAUCUCGUCGCGUCCCUUCGGGCUGCGGGGACGGAGCAAUCCACCAUUGUCUUCACCAAUUCCUGCAUGCGUUGUGAAGUUGUUCGACUGACGUUACAGCUGUUAGGAUUCCCCGUCUGCAGUCUUAACUCGAUCAUCUCACAGAAACACCGACUCGACAACUUGGCUACAUUCAAGCUAGGAAUUGCCCGCAUUUUGGUGGCAACGGACAUCGCGAGUCGCGGUUUGGACAUCCCCACUGUGGGUCUGGUGUUGCACUACGACCUGCCCAAGCAGGCGCCUACGUACUUGCACCGCGUGGGUCGCACAGCGCGUGCUGGUCGUGAGGGUCUUUCCGUUGCCUUUGUGACGGAGUACGACGUGGACUUGGUGCGCCGUCUAGAGAAGAAAAUUAAGUACACCAUGACGCUUUGGAAGGCCAAGGGUGUCAGUGAGAAGGAGGUAUUGCGUGUUCUUGAUGAAGUCUCGGCUGCGAAGGUGCAGGCGAAGCUUCAGGUGGAGGAUCAGUUUGGGCAGCGUGUGAACACAUUGAAGGCCAACGCGGCAGAAAAGCGAACUCGCCAGUGGGAGAAGGAGGAGCGCGUGGAUCAGCAGCAGGAGCAGCAGGCAACAACCGCAAAGAUGCGUCGCACCAGCUCCAGCAAAUUAAAGACCAUGAAAUUAGUUUCGUCACACUCCAUACCGGAUGUUGUCCCCGUCAAGGGACACUCGGAAACCAAGCAGGCAAAAAAAACAAAUAAGCGGCGGAGCGACAACGUGUAA